Labrus bergylta (ballan wrasse) is the source of this 5988-nucleotide messenger RNA. Lineage: Eukaryota; Metazoa; Chordata; Actinopteri; Labriformes; Labridae. The record is from RefSeq and is a predicted model, not a curated record.
GAGGAACCAGAGACAUCGGCUCGGCCCUCACCAGGAUGUGCAUGAGGCACCGCAGCAUCGAGACCAAGCUCCGCCAGUUCUCCAUGGUGUUUUUGGACUGUCUGAUUAACCCCCUGGCCAACACUCUGGACAAGGACCACGCCAAAGAGUAUAAGAAGGCUCGUCAGGAGAUCAAGAAGAGAUCCUCGGACACUCUGAAGCUGCAGAAAAAAGCAAAGAAAGCUGAUGUAUUCGGGCGCGGGGACCUGCAGCCUCAGCUGGACAGCGCCAUGCAGGAAGUCAGUGAUAAAUACCUGCUGCUGGAGGAGACGGAGAAGCAGGCGGUGAGGAGAGCGCUGGUGGAGGAGAGGAGUCGAUUCUGCUGCUUCGUGUCCAUGCUGCGGCCAGUGGUGGAGGAGGAGAUGUCCAUGCUCGGGGAGAUCACUCACCUGCAGACUCUGACAGACGACCUGAAAACUUUAACCAUGGACCCUCACAAGCUGCCCGCCUCCAGCGAACAGGUGAUCGUUGACCUGAAGGGCUCUGAGUGUACCUGGUCCUACCAAACUCCGCCCUCGUCUCCGAGCACCACCGUGUCCAGGAAGUCAAGCAUGUGCAGCAGCCUGAACAGCGUGAACAGCAGCGACUCGCGCUCCAGUGGCUCACACUGUCACUCCCCCACCUCACAUUUCCGAUACCGCGCCUCCUCCUCCUCCUCCUCGGUGCUACCGCAGCAGACGCCCGCACGCCUCUCCUCCAUCUCCUCCCAUGACUCAGGCUUCAUCUCCCAGGACGCCUUCCAGUCCAAAUCCCCCUCCCCCAUGCCCCCGGAAACAUCGCAGUUGUUCAACGGUUAUGACCAUCCCGCUGCCCUCUGUCUGCAUGGAGUGGUACUGCAGGCCCAGGACACCCACCUCCACCCUCCUCCAUACUUCACCUCCUCCUCCUCCUCCUCCUCCUCUCCCAUCUCCUCGCCAUCCUAUUCGUCCAUGUCUCCCACCUGGCCGUGGUGUCGUUCAGGCUCAGGCCAAUCAGGAGAGUCCCUGGCUCUCGGACUGGUCCCAUCGUCCAGAGUCCUGUCCUGGAAGGACUGGGCCAAACCGGGUCCAUACGAACAGGGAAUGGUCAACACCCUGAAGAGAAGCAAGGACAGGAGAGAGACUUCAGCCAGCAGCUACCAAGGCGCUGAUGUUACCACAACACCUGGAGAGGAACCACCAGGGGUUAAAGGAAGCCCCUCUGUGACCUCAACCAAGGAGGACCGCGAGGCCCAUGAGGAGCUGGCUCGAGUGUUGGCCCGGGGCCUUAGGUUGGACAUCCACGGCUCCAGCAGAGACUCUCUGCAGGGCUCGAGUGGCUACAGCAGCCAGACCAACACACCGUGCUGCUCAGAGGACGCCAUCCCCUCUCAAGUAUCAGACUGUGAUUAUUACUCUGUGGGAGCCGAUCAGGACGUCGAGCAGCAGCAGUCUUCAGACUUUGAUAAAUCCUCCACAAUCCCCAGAAACAGCGACAUCACUCAGUCCUACCGCCGCAUGUUCCAGUCCAAACGCCCCGCCUCCACCGCUGGGCUGCCUUCUCACCCAUCUGCCAUCAUCACCCCGGGAGUCGCCACCAUCCGAAGGACACCGUCCUCCAAACCCAACCUGCGACGGCCCUCUGGGGGCCUCAGCUUGGGCCCCAUCCCCAUCAAGCCCCCCAUGAUCCCAGUGAAAACCCCAACCGUGCCUGAGCAUCCUGGCUUCCGCAGGUCCACAUCAGAGGACAGAAGCACACCACGAACACCACUCAGCCCACCGACCACCCCUUUGACACCAGGCACCAGUACAUCACCAAAGUGCAGCCCCUGGCAGACCCAGCAGGUACGCAAGGGGUCGGAUCCCCCCACCCCUCCACCACAGCCCAGCGGUCGGGUGGAGUGGGACCGCGGUUAUCUCCCCGAGCUCCUGGAGGAGACGGAGUACGGGGAGGUGGAGGACUAUCUGGUGGCUAUUCGACGAGGCGUCAGGCUCAAGAAGGCGACGACCAACGACCGCUCGGCGCCUAUUAUUCAAUGAGAAGUUUAACCGGAGACAUUUUGAUUUCCUGCAUUCAAAGGACGCACAAUGAGAGCUAUGACAUCAAAGUGGACGACAGGAGAGGAGGAGGAGGAGGUUGCCUGGAGACUCUGAAAAAGGAUCAGUUUAGAAAUGUGCCAACUAAACUUUGAAGGAAGAUCUGAUGAUGCAGUGAGUUCAUUACAUUAUUGCCAAAUUUUGAUUUAGACUAUUUAAAAUUGAUGCGCUUCACCUUUUGGCCAUAGACACAUUUAAUAAAUAACGACUGAGCACUUUUCCGUCUGUGGUUCUAGACGAGUUAGUAAACUAUCAACGAUAAAAGAAGCUUUUUUAACCAUUGGUACUUCACUUCCUGUUCCACUAGACUGAUCCGCAUCACGUCACCCGGGCAACCUCAGUCCAUGAGAAAAGGUGUCACACGUUAUAGUUGUCCAAAAGGAGAGAGUUGCAGGAGGUGACUCGUGUAGCAGAGAGGACGAGAACACAGAUGUUGAUGUGUGCAGUGUUACGGGAUGUGGGAAGAGAUCAGAGCGAGCUGAAUGACGGAGUGUUUUCAAAAGAUCAAAUCAUUAUUUGUAUGUACAUAUUUAUAUUGACGUGUUUGUAUGUUUUGUUCCUCAUUCGCUCCUUUAACGUCACCCCCCCUCGUCUCCUGUUUAAGGUGCCAAAAGCCCGAGUGCUGAAGUGAACUGAAAUGUUCUCGACUAAAGUGAAAUGGGUUUGUUGUAAAGAUGUAGAUGGAGGGUUUGAGGAGCCUCCACUAAAGCUGGAAGAGAAUUUAUAUGUAGAGUACCGUGUUAAAGAAAGGAACUCAACCUACAACAUAAUCUGGUUCUUUUAACAUUCAGAAGAUUGACCUGCAUGUCUCGAUAUGAAAUUAGAAUUCAGCCUUUAAAUCAGAGAAUGAUUCAUAACCCCGUGAUGACACACAAGAUUAUUAUUUCAAAUCUUAAACGAUAUUAAAAGCUCUUAAAGUACGCGAAACCCGGGUUGCUCGCUCUCAUUGGCUGUUGCAUUCCAUCGGAGGCAGCUCGAUCUGGAGUCAUAAAUAUCUAACAUGUUUGAUCUUUAUGACUCCAUAUCGUUGGGGGGUAAAUCAGGGCCUUAAAUUGUCCAGUGUUGAGCCUAAGCAGAAACCAACCAGGUACUGUGGACGCCAACAACCCCAUAGAUAAAGUCUGCUUUUAUUUUCUUAAAUCGUGUUUUUAGUCGCUGGUAUAAACAUCCUUUUGUGAUAGUGGAUAAAUCUGUAUUUUCUUUUAUAAAAGUCGGUUUUUGUUAUUUCAAUAUUAGUUUAUAAAUUCGUUUUCUCAAACAUUAUAGCUAUCCUACAUCACGCAGUAUUUCAGACAGACUACCUGUGACUGUUAGCCGUCAGGUUGACCAUCUCUCUGUUCAGUGUUCAACUUUUCACCUGCUGCUAAAAUACCAUCUCUGUAGUGUCUGUGCACCGUGUGAGCGAACACUUCAAGUCUGUGGUGCCGAUAGAGGUCGCUACUAAAAGUCCUGUGGUCAUUCUUAGACAUAGUCAUUGGAAUAAUAUGGAUUUUAUUGGUCUGUUGCAGUAAAGACAGUGUUUGCUGGUGGUGAGCUGUAUUAAUCUGCAAAAAUAAAAUGGUGUUAUCGUUUUAGGUCGUUUAAGACAAACCUGGCAGCCAUGAUGGAGGUCUUAGCUCGCUAGCAUUAGCAAAGCUGAUUACAUUUUCUUGAUGUUGUAGAUAGACUACUUGUCUCCAAAUUAUUUAAAGACAUUUCGAUAUUUCAUAAUAUAAAGUAGAUUUCUACAAAUUUGCCCUAAAUUUAAAUAAGCUCUAAUUAUGUUAUCUUAUGUAGCAGCUUUAAGUAGACGUUGGAUGUUAGCUAGCGCAAAAACACAUUUUAGAAGUUUCAGUUUUUUAAGAAUGCUACUUAAAAUUUCUACAAACCCUGCUUAACAAAAUGUAUCUCACAGUAUUUUUCAUAUUUCUGCCCUAAAAGAUGUUAAGUUGGAGACAGACCACAGACGAUGCCAUCAGAGGCUUUGGUAGCUAAGAUAAAGCAGGGAAUUUAACUAGCUAAUUAGCAUGCUAGUUAACUAGUUUCCCCUCUUAUCCAAGCUGCUGUAAGUCUUACCUAGUUCACGUUGCAUCUUCCCUGCCUGAUCUCUGUAACAACUCCAGCUAUCUCUUUAAUUGGUGCUAUACCUAACUAGCUAGCGAUCUUGCUAACAUCUAAAAUGGUUAAGAUAAAAAGGUUCAGUGAGGCAGUAAGUUAAACGAUAAAACCAGGACACUGACACACACUGAUUUAAAUUACAUUCAUUGUUAAAGUUAGCUAGUAAGAACCAGGAAAGAAAGCUGGCUAGCUAGUUAAAUGAUGGAUAGCCUACAAAUAUCACAGUCAACUCUAUUGUUAACGUGAAAUUUAUCUAAUAUCAUGCUUUUUACAUUAAAGAAAAUCAUUGUGUAUAAUACAACCACACAACAAAAGAAUUAUGACCCCAAACCUGACAUUUGGACUGUAAUUGUUAGCUUUUUUUAUCUUAAGUUUGGCUAUUUAGCAUUAUUAAAUAUUCUCUACGCAUCAAGAUGUUUCAGCUAGCAGUGAGCUAAACCUUCUUAGAGCCCGAACACACGGAGACGGGUCACAUCAGGUGCUCCAGAAGUUUGGCUGCUUCUGCAUAAAGUGAAAUUGACAAGCGCUGCAACUCCGCGUCUUGAGCGAAGAAGUUGAAUAUGUUUGAACUUUUAUGCACAUGCGCCGCACAGCAGCUGAGAAUAGUGCCUGUCAAGUGCGCUGUAACAGGAAACGGCGCUCCUCUGUGUACUCGGGCCCUUAUGGGGCCAAAAAGGGCUUUUAGAUUCGUGAAUAAGUGAGAAAAUCCUCUAUUAACCGGGAACAUUUCAAACUGAACCCGCAUAUACCCUGCUGUGCAAUACUACUCACUCUCAAAUAUAUAAACCUGUGAUAGCUUGUGAUUAAAUGUCAAUUAGCCCAAUGAGCUAACCAACAUGAUGGUAAAUUAGCUAAACAAGCUCCAAUAGCGUCCCCUGUUGCUCCGUAAUACUUACUGUUAAUAAUGCAUUAUUAGGAGAAACAUUAUUUAUGUAUUUAUUCAUUUGAAAGUUUGUCCAUUAAAUAGUUUCUUUAUUUCUACACUCCUGACUGUUGAGCAUUUAAAACCUUAACAAAGAUAUUUAAAUAUGCAUGUUGUUCUUUUUUAGUUAAAGAUUUAAUAUAGUCCGCUUUUUUCUACUGGAACUACUUUUUGAUCCGUCUGCCCCUCGUAGACCAGAAUGCAUUGUAGAUGCUGCUCUUCAUGAAAUCUGUUUUAUUAAUGUUUCCUAUUUAGUGUGACGGCAGUUUGACGCCAUGUUUGACGACUGAAGUCUGUUUGAUAUCUGUUUAUUCUUCUUUUAUCUGUUUGGAUCAGUUUACUGUCCGUUUCAUGUAAGCGUGCAGGUUUCUUUUCUGUGAAGGUUUUACUCCUGUGCAGGUUUCGUUCCUGUGCAGGUUUUCCUCCUGUUCAGGUUUUGCUCUGUGCAGGUCAAACGCACUUGUGAAGCUGAUGCGAUAAAAAGUGAAUGAAGCUGAAUGUUUGAACCUGUGACGACUUGAUGAAACUGUCUAAGAGUUGAGUGAGGCCUCCACACACACCAGGGUUAAAUAAAGUGAUAAAAAGAAGCGUAUCAGUAACAGAAGAUAAUUUACUAAAUGCAUGGGGAGACAAAUCAACCAAUGAGGUGGAAGUUGGAUGUAAGACCCCACCCUCUGUGUGUGUGGAGUCCUUCCUGUCUCUGAGCGGGGACAGCAGAUGUCUGUGUUUUUUUCCUUUCAAUAUGUUGACUUUUUUUUUCUUAAACAAGUCGCCACGUUUUGGUAAACGCUGCCAUGGAUUUCUUUGUUUUUUAUUGUACAACAUUUCACUGAGGUGUUCUUCUGAAAUAGUGCCAAUAAAUGCAUUUCAAAGGUC